AUGACCACUGAGAUUGACCCUGUCCUCCUCGCGCCCGAGCCGCCAUCUACCCUCGAUUUUGAGGUCAAGCCCCAGCCUGCUCCCGAGUUCAACAAUCUCGACCCAAUGCCCAAGUUCAGCGAAACGCCUUUUGCGCCCUGGGCGGCCCAGCCUAUCGCUCCUCCACUGCCUUCCGCAAGAGCACUUGCCCCACCCGAUUUUCAACAGCAGUUCGUGGAUCGCUGCUUGUACUCAGGCCGAAACGUCUUGGAUGAGGGAGCUCUUGCGUUCUCGGCCCCUGGUAUCCCCGAUGGCACCGAUUUGAUGUUCAAAGCCAAUGGUGCCGCGCUUGGUGGUUUGGCGUUCACCCCUUUGCUCCAACCACCAGCUCCUCAGCCCGACUACUUUGGCCACCUUCUCGGACAUCCUAUGAACCCUGCGUUGUACGAAGACGAUAGUGUUGUCUCUGCUGAGGAGGAAACUAACGAGCUUGCGCCGAAGGAGAAUACUGAUGACGCUUUGGAACCUGUAAUUGCUAAUGACGAGGUAGAGGAGUCCCCAGUUGGUAAGGUCAAGCAGGACAAACCUACUGACCCGAAGAGUGUUCCCACUACGGAUGACGAGAGCUCGGAUGAUUCUGGCGAUGACGACUUCGAUUACUUUGGACACAUCAUGGGCCACCCAAUGAACCUAGGAAAUGGCCGGAAGAAGACUCCAAGGUCGAGGAAGAAGAAAGCAAGGAAGGCUAAGUCAGAGAAGACCGAGCCAGACGAGGCGCAGGUCUCUGUCCUGAACUUGUUCUUGGGUGGCGUUGAGGUAUGUGAUCGUGAUGAGAACAUAUCGCACUUCACUAAAAACGAAGACGACUCGAGCAUGGAGAUGUCAAAGGACGAGUCUUCAUUAGUUGCCGCUGGUGAUCAUGAGGCUCAGGCUAACGGGGGCCCUCCUUGUGAAGAAGAGCAGCAGAUCGACCAGUUCGUGUUCGAGGAUAGUUCUAUCAAGAACGUGUCGGCCUUAAUUGAAGAAUCCAAGGACGAUGUACCUGAAUGUGCUCCAAAGAUUUCCGAGGAGGAAAGAGCUGCGCCGGUCGAACUCAACGCUGAACCCGAGAAGACUGGUUCCAAGAAGGUCAAGAUAGCGUCCCCUGAGCCGCAAGUGUCCAAGCCGGUUGUCGAAGCACGCUCUUCCGAGCCAGCAGUCAAGGCUCCUGAGGAGCCCAAGACGGUUGCCAAGGUCGUUGCCGAGCCGUCGCUAAAGCGAUUUGAUGCUCCUACUCGAAAACUAAACGCUGAGAAGACGAAAGAUGUGGUUGCCGAGGAGAACGACAUAUCGGACAAAAUUCGGAGCGUCCCUGUUGCUCCUAAGAAGACAUCCUUCUUUGGGAGGUUGUGCGGCAGCAAGAAAUAACUGUGGAGACGGCGUCGAUCAACUGCUUCUGCGGAUGGGUCAACUGCUGGGGCUUUGCUUUGUCACUUCAUAUCAUCUAUCGAGACUGUGAUCUUGGUUAUUGCAUGUUAGCAUGAGUCGGAGUACACUAUUUCUCCUAAUUAGAUGUUCAGAAGGGUUCUUGGCGGGCUUGCUAUGUAAGCUGUGGCGCGCAAUGCGUCAUGGCUACGAGGUUGAGCACGCUCUAAUCUAUCAUAGGUAGAAACUCUCCUAUUGGACUCCGGCAUCCCUUACUGCUUUGUGAUAUCUCAUGUCUUACUAACAUUGCUGGGUCCGGUAUAGCUGGUGGAUCCCGUAAGGAAUGCUUCGUC
Molecule: messenger RNA, 1736 nt
Organism: Perkinsus marinus ATCC 50983
Lineage: Eukaryota; Perkinsozoa; Perkinsida; Perkinsidae
Exons: 5
Coding region: 1-1386 (461 amino acids)
Source: RefSeq, a predicted model, not a curated record